AUGGAAAAGCCCCCCAAAUUCUCCCUCCACCCGGAGCUCCACGGCGCCGUCUCCCUCCAUCUCGCAGACGACGACCUGCACUUCUCCUUCCGGCAGGACCGCUCAGACGCGCGCUCGACCAAAGCCUGGAACAGCAACAUCCGAGGCGUCUUCAUCUGCUACAACAACAAGUGCCCUUCGCGCAGCUGGGCCAGCGGGAUGGUCGCCAUCCGGAUCCUGCUCUACGCAGGACAGCAGUACCACGCACAGGUGUACCACCAGCGCUGCGAGCAAUGCAACUUCGUCAGCAAGCCGCGGCUGGACGACUCGUAUGCGGAGCGGGUGGCGCGGCGACUGAAGAUUUGGAGUGGGGUCAAGGUGGAGAGCGUGCCGCGUCGGGGCCAGAGCAAGAGGCCGCAUUUGACGGAGUUGUGUGAGGGGUGUAGGGCUGGGUACUGUAGUAAUGCGUGA
Paraphaeosphaeria sporulosa is the source of this 450-nucleotide messenger RNA. RefSeq lists its product as uncharacterized. The transcript has a single exon. NCBI's taxonomy places the organism in Eukaryota, Fungi, Ascomycota, Dothideomycetes, Pleosporales, Didymosphaeriaceae. The coding region runs from base 1 to 450 and encodes 149 amino acids. The record is from RefSeq and is a predicted model, not a curated record.